Messenger RNA from Stereum hirsutum FP-91666 SS1, 716 nucleotides. RefSeq lists its product as uncharacterized. Lineage: Eukaryota; Fungi; Basidiomycota; Agaricomycetes; Russulales; Stereaceae. The transcript has 4 exons. The coding region runs from base 16 to 615 and encodes 199 amino acids. The record is from RefSeq and is a predicted model, not a curated record.
GCACAUUCCUUGACGAUGUUCUCCUUCACCAAAGCCAUCACCUUCGCCACCUUGGCCGCAAGCGCUCUCGUAUCUGCUGUCCCCGUCGACCUCCCCGUCGGCCAGAGCGCUGUCUCUGACCUUACCGACCUCGUCGAGAAGCGUCAGUCUGGCGACCUUCUUUCCAUCGUUGCGGACCUCCAGGUCUCCAUUGCGCCUGCUGUGACUGAGCUCACCUUCAUCACCGCCGCCAAUGCCACCGCCGAUGUCAUCACCCCCAUCGUCUCUGAAAUCACCACCACUGUGCAGUCCACCGUCACCAGCAUCAAGGCUCUCGGCAACUCCACUGUCAGCGUCGCCGCUGAGGACAUCUCCAAAGCGCUCGCUGGUGUCAUCUCUACUGUUGCCACCCCCGCUGGCAACAUCCUUGCCCUCGAGGGCAUUGACGUCAACGCCGUCACCGCUGCUCUCUCGCCCCUCGGUGACGUCCUCGGCAGCCUUGUCGAUGAGGUCCUUGCCCUCGUCGGUGAGAUCCUCGACGUCGUCAAGCAGACCCUCGACACCCUCCUGGGCGGCCUUUCCGGCAUCCUCAGCGGCCUCGGCUUCACCGGUCUCCUUGGCCUCCUCGGCCUCUAAAGGGCUCGUUGUUUGCUGCUGAUGUACCCCUCUCCCUUCUUAUAUCCGAUGCUGCUGUCUUUCGUACCACAUACACUCUUUACAUACUAGUAUUGGAUCGU